GCUGUGACAAUAAUAUAUCUACGGGAAGCGACUGUGCUAAUAUUAGCUAAUAAUGCUAUCUAAGCAUCUGAAAUUUGGCGUACCAUUUCUCGUUCUUAUGGUAGGAGGCUCAUAUUGGCUGAAAGGUUUCACAGGAAUUCGCUACCAAUUCAGACAAGUGCAAUCGCUGAAACCGGAGGAUUUGGAAGACGCCGGGAUUGAGAAAAAGUCGGUGACACUGGAAAGCGAGUUUGAGAAAGUGCAAAACCUCGACAUCGAUACGUGGGAGAACAAGCGUGGUCCACGGCCGUGGGAAGAACAGCAGCAGCAGCAGCAGCAGUAACAACAACAACAACAGCAGCAGUAGCAACAAACAGCAACACCAACAAGAACAAAAACAGCUGCAGCAGCAACAACAACAGCAGCAGCAGGAGCAACACACAGCAACAAACAACAACAACAACAGCAGCAGCAGCAACAACAAGAGCAGCAGCA
Priapulus caudatus is the source of this 474-nucleotide messenger RNA. RefSeq names its product cytochrome c oxidase assembly protein COX16 homolog, mitochondrial-like. Gene Ontology annotation, biological process: mitochondrial respiratory chain complex IV assembly. Bases 53 to 322 code for a protein of 89 amino acids. The transcript is spliced from 4 exons. The record is from RefSeq and is a predicted model, not a curated record. Gene Ontology annotation, cellular component: mitochondrial inner membrane. NCBI's taxonomy places the organism in Eukaryota, Metazoa, Priapulida, Priapulimorpha, Priapulimorphida, Priapulidae.